This is a messenger RNA of Calliphora vicina (urban bluebottle blowfly), 1425 nucleotides long. RefSeq lists its product as uncharacterized. Bases 79 to 1317 code for a protein of 412 amino acids. NCBI's taxonomy places the organism in Eukaryota, Metazoa, Arthropoda, Insecta, Diptera, Calliphoridae. Gene Ontology annotation, biological process: rRNA processing. The transcript has a single exon. The record is from RefSeq and is a predicted model, not a curated record.
AAACAUUUCUUCUCAUUAUUCAUUAUAAAAUAUACUAAAUAUUAAAAUUUUGCACAUAAACAAAGAAACUAAAACAAAAUGUUACGAAAUCAGCAAAAAUGUAAACCCCUAUUAAAAUAUAUGCUGCCUAAAACACAACAACCAAAAUGUUUAAUACAUCAACAAAACCAAAUACUUUACAACAAAAGUACAAAUGUUUUUCGCCAGGGAAAAAUUAUGGGUAAACUCUUUGGCAAUCGAGUGAGUGGCAGUAAGAAACGUUGGUUCCCGCCAGCCGACUCAACACAACCAGCCAAUGCCAGUGUUAUGUUCAAGCAGUCACCAUUUGGUAAAACACCCAAUGGCGGUGGCAAAAAUGCCACACGACGCAUGACAGUGCUCAAUAAAUUGUUUAUGACACAUGUAACAGAUCUUAUGGCCACCGGGGAAAUCUCCGAGACAAUCUUGGGCAAAGGUUUGCAGGUGUCCAGAGUGAAAAUAUCACAAGAUUUUGCCUAUGUUAAUGUAUUUUGGCUGUCGACUGGUGAGCCGGGAAAAGAUGCAUUGCUGGAACAUGAAUUACAGCGAUGUGCGGGUUUGCUGAGACAUGAACUAUCACAGCUGGGCUUGAUGGGUGUGGUGCCGCGCAUUAAAUUCGUUAAAGAUAGACUUUAUACCAAUAUGAAUCAGGUAGAGGCUUUGUUAAAGAAUAUGGAUUUUGGUUCAGAAGAGGAGGAGCAGGAUAAUCACAAAGAAGAUAUUGAUUUUGUAAAUAAACAUGCAGCGGAAACAUUAAAGCAUGAGUUUUAUGGUCGCAAAGCAGCAGCGAUGGAACCAAAUGCCCAAGUUAAAGAAGAAAACAAAGAAGAUAUUGCAUGUUCUGCAGUAAUUGAUGUAAAUGUACCUGAAAUGAGACAUGAUGUUUUGGGCCUAGACCACAAAAGUAUUAUGCUUAAGAUUCUAACCAAAAUGCGUAAAUCUAAACAAGCCUGGGAUCAGCAUCUACAAAAUCAAAACUCAGAGUCUGACAGUACAAAUUCUAUAGAAAAUACCUCUACUAUACCCUCCACCUCGUUUGUGCAAUUAAACAAAGUAAAUGAUAAGUUAGCUAAGGCUGCUGCCGAAUCGGAAAAAUUUGAGGCAUUUCUGGCCAAACGCAAAGAGCGUCGCAACACUCCCGAACGCAAAAAGUUUAGAGAGUCCGAUCAUCUUAUUGAGGAUAUGAAUGCAGCAGAUCAUGCAGAUUUUACCGAGUUUGUUAUGAACUCGAGACAGAGACAACUUUUUGAGGCCGAAGACUAUUUGCCAGAUGAUGUGGAGGAUAGAAAACAUAAGUAGUUAGAUUAUUAAUUAGACAAUUAAGUUGAAAUGUUACACUUGCUGUAUUGUUAUUAAAAUUUUAAUAAAUUUGUUAAAAAUAAAGAGUUAAUUGAAUAAAUAUUUAAA